Juglans regia (Persian walnut) is the source of this 2029-nucleotide messenger RNA. RefSeq names its product anthocyanidin 3-O-glucosyltransferase 2-like. Lineage: Eukaryota; Viridiplantae; Streptophyta; Magnoliopsida; Fagales; Juglandaceae. The coding region runs from base 112 to 1548 and encodes 478 amino acids. The record is from RefSeq and is a predicted model, not a curated record. The transcript has a single exon. Gene Ontology annotation, molecular function: UDP-glycosyltransferase activity.
UAUAUAUAUAUAUAUUCAUUCCAUUAUUGCUCUAUAUAUGUGUGUGAAGAGUGUAUAAAAGAAAGAAGAAAGGGCAGCCCGCCAUAACAGCUGGUAAUUUGGUACUGCAAGAUGAAGAGAGUAGAGCUUGUGUUCAUCCCGAGUCCCGGAAUGGGUCAUCUCGUUUCCGCUAUCCAGUUUUCGAAGCGAUUGCUUGAUCGAGAUGACCGUUUCUCAGUCACGAUUCUCAGCAUCAAGCGAGGAGAUGUAACCACAACCGAUGCGUAUAUAGCGUCGAUUGCUGCUUCCGAUUCCCGUGUAAAAUUUAUCCAUCUUCCUCAUGUAGACCCUCACCCACCACCCCAACAAAAGCCUGUUGAGAAAGACAACACCCAUCGCAUACAGAGCCAAAAUGAUCUUGUCAAAGAAGCUAUCCUCAACCAUGUGUUGCCAACUACCAUUCCACUUGCAGGAUUGGUGGUUGAUAUGUUCAAUUCCUCCAUGAUCGAUGUGGCCCAUGAGCUCGGUGUCCCGUCUUAUAUGUUUUUCACAUGUAGUGCUGCCUUUCUUGGCUUCAUGCUCUACCUUCCAACUCGACAUGACCAGGUGGGCAUCCCGUUUAGAGAAUCGGAUCCGGAUUCAGUCAUCGCUAGUUAUGUUAACCCAGUUCCUUCUAGUGUUUUGCCUUCGUUUGCGUUUGAAAGUUCGAUCGUCGUCAGAGGCCAUGAGUACCUCCCCAUGGUAAACCAUGGUAGAAAGUUUAAAGAGAUCGAUGGGAUUAUUGUCAACACGUUUUACGAGCUGGAAACCCAUGCGGUGAAUUCAUUUUUGGAUGAUAAAACGCCUCCAGUUUACACGGUGGGGCCGGUGAUUGACCUCGAGAAUAAGAAUCAUUCGGGAGUUAAUCAGGUCAAAUACGAGGAGAUCAUGAAGUGGCUUGAUGAUCAACCUCCAUCAUCGGUGGUGUUCCUGUGCUUUGGAAGCUGGGGGACCUUCAGUGUACCCCAGCUGAAAGAGAUCGCACUUGGGCUCGAGCGGAGUGGCCACCGAUUCCUGUGGUCAAUACGGUUGAGAACCUCAAAUGAUAGGUUUGCCCCGCUUACGGAUUCCCCGAAUCUGGAGGAGAUAUUGCCCCCGGGGUUCCUGGAAAGAACGAGAGAAGUUGGGAUGAUAUGUGGUUGGGCUCCACAAGUGGAGGUGCUCGCCCACAAAGCCAUCGGAGGGUUUGUGACACAUUGCGGAUGGAACUCGAUCCUGGAGAGUGUGUGGUAUGGUGUACCGAUGGCCGCAUGGCCAAUGUACGCGGAACAGCAAUUAAAUGCAUUCCAGAUCGUGAGGGAUCUGGGGCUGGCAGUGGAAUUGAAGUUGGAUUACAGGCGUGAUGGUGAGCUUGUGAUGGCUGAGAAGAUAGAGCAAUCGGUGAAAUGCUUGAUGGAGCCUGAUAUCGAGGCGAGGAAGAGGGUGAAAGAGAUGAGCGAGAAGAGCAGAAAGGCUGUGAUGGAGGGUGGAUCUUCGCAUGCUUCACUUGGACGGUUGAUCGAGGCUCUAUCUGUUGCUGUCGGCAAAUAAUAUGAUGCCUGGGAAGUGAAAAUAGAUAUGUGCGCGCGUGUGAUUGUGUCAUCAUGGGUGCAGUGGGCAAGGCUUAAGAGGGUGAAUGUAAGAAUGGAAGUGCAGUCUGUGUAGAAGCUGAAUAACGGAAUUGGAAUAAUAGAAAUAAUGAAAUGAAGUCCUUUACUGAAACGGCACGUUUUGGUACGUUGAAAGGAAUAAGUAAAAAGGCAAGGUUUGGUACGUUGAAAGGAAUAAGUAAAACGGCGUGUUAUGAUUGUUGUAUUUCAUGCUUUGCGUUUAUCUCUUUGUAAUUUGCGCUUAGCUCUUUGUAAUUUGCGUUUUGAGUAUUAGAGCAUUACAUUAUUUUUCUUCUUCACAACUGCUCUAUAAGUGCAGAAGUGAUCAUGUAAUUGGCAGCAAAGAUUUAAGUAAGAUCAUUUUCUGGAGGUUGAGAAUCCCUCGAAGAUUCUCUGCAAGAUUCGCAAUGGAAUCUUGAUCA